UUAGUGAGAGUGACAUUAAAAUUAAAUCUCAAUUAAUUUGUUGGAAGUCCAGCGUUGUGUGAUUUGCAAAUUUGUUUUAGUCAACGGUGAAUGAAUAAGUAAUUUUCUUGAAGAAUUAAGCUACAUAACCAAUAAAAUGUCAGAAGGAAAUUGGUGUCUAAUUGAAAGUGAUCCAGGUGUCUUCACCGAAUUAAUACAUGAGUUUGGGUGUGAAGGUGUACAAGUAGAGGAAAUAUGGAGUUUAGAUAGUGAAUCUUUUAAAAACUUGGAACCCAUACAUGGUUUAAUAUUUCUUUUUAAAUGGGUCGAGGAUAACGAGCCCGCAGGCAGUGUAGUACAAGACAAUCGUUUGGAAAAGAUUUUUUUCGCUAAACAAGUAAUUAACAAUGCCUGCGCAACUCAAGCUAUACUAAGUGUGUUAUUAAAUUGUGAACAUAAUGAUAUCAAACAUGGCAACAUCCUUAAUAAUUUUAAAGAGUUCUGUCAAUCGUUUGAUCCGUACACCAAAGGUUUAACAUUGAGCAAUUCGUCUGAGAUACGUACUGUACACAAUUCGUUUGCAAGACAAACCCUAUUUGAAUUAGACUCUAAAAACCAAAACAAAGAUGAAGAUGUUUACCACUUUAUUGGUUACGUGCCAAUUGAUGGAAGACUUUAUGAGCUAGAUGGUCUGAAAGAAGGGCCAGUAGAUCUUGGUGCUAUUGCGACGGGACAAAAUUGGAUUGACGUGGUUCGUCCAAUAAUUGAAAAACGCAUGCAGAAGUACCAAGAAGGCGAAAUUCAUUUUAAUUUAAUGGCCAUCAUUUCAGACCGUCAACAAAUAUAUACUCAACAAAUAGACAACCUUGUAAAUCAAACCGAAGAUGCAAUGGAUGUAGAUGAUGAUAGAGAAACUGAAAUUGCACGUCUACGUUCGCUAUUUGAAUAUGAAGUUGAAAAACGAAAACGUUAUAAAGUUGAAAACAUACGCCGAAAGCAUAACUAUUUACCAUUUAUAGUAGAAUUGCUAAAAAUGUUGGGCGAGCAAGGACAACUAAUGCCAAUUUAUGAAAAGGCUAAACAACGUGCUAUGGAACGUGAAACAGCUUCAACUAAAAAUAAUUCCUAAAAAUAAAAAAUUUAUUUGUUUUAAAAAUUUACAAUUAUAACUUAAUACAAAUUUCACAAUUCUA
This is a messenger RNA of Teleopsis dalmanni, 1172 nucleotides long. RefSeq names its product ubiquitin carboxyl-terminal hydrolase isozyme L5 (gene Uch-L5). Gene Ontology annotation, cellular component: cytoplasm. Gene Ontology annotation, biological process: ubiquitin-dependent protein catabolic process; protein deubiquitination. The transcript has 3 exons. Gene Ontology annotation, molecular function: cysteine-type deubiquitinase activity. The record is from RefSeq and is a predicted model, not a curated record. Lineage: Eukaryota; Metazoa; Arthropoda; Insecta; Diptera; Diopsidae. Bases 137 to 1108 code for a protein of 323 amino acids.